AUGCGCCAAAGUCUUGGGUCGCACAGCAACCCGAUAGCUGCGCAAGCGAAGGAAAGGACAGCACGAGGGGACCUGCAACGCAGUUUGCACGGGGUUUCUCGCGCGAACCACAAUAAGAAUGCGCGGAAAGGGGAGGACUUCAUCGCGUCCGGAAUCCGGGGACGGAUCAUGCUCCCAGUGACCGACGCCGAGCGGUCUGCUACGAUGCGGGCGCCCUCGAGGAACCCUGUCUCUGCUGUGAUGUUCCCGCGGUACAUCAGCAUCGACAAACCCAUGCGGACCCUGUGGUAG
Ectocarpus sp. CCAP 1310/34 is the source of this 291-nucleotide messenger RNA. The record is from the annotation of a GenBank genome assembly. NCBI's taxonomy places the organism in Eukaryota, Phaeophyceae, Ectocarpales, Ectocarpaceae.